UCAACAGUACAACAAAAUGAAUACACUUCGUAAGAACAUAGUUCAAAUAAUCUAUACAAAAAUUUCAUACUAUAACAAUAUAGUUCUUUAAUGGCAUGGUUAAAAAUCCUACUAUUUUUCCUCUUCAUCAACCUUACUUAUUCCCAAACAGACACAAUUUUCCAAGGCCAACACCUUAGUGUUGGAGAAAAAUUGGAGUCACCAAACAAAGAAUUCAGGCUUGAGUUUUUCAGCCUGGAUGCCAAUAAAACACACUAUAUAGGCAUAUUCUACAAUUUCCCAUCCAACGCGACAUUAUACCCCGAUGAUCAUCGACCCGUGUGGGUUGCUAAUCGCGAUGAUCCGGUACCAUAUGCACCAGGUAACAAUCUCACAUUGGAUGAUGAUGGAAAGCUGAAAAUUUUCUAUGGAAGGAAUAGUUUUGUUUUGUUAAGUACUUAUAAUGCAACCACAAGAAAUGCAAGUGUUACACUAUUUGACAAUGGAAAUUUUGUGUUGGUGGAAUUGAAUACUAAUGUUUCUGUGAAUAGAACAUUGUGGCAAAGCUUUGAUUAUCCUACUGAUACAUUGUUACCUGGGAUGAAACUUGGUAGAAAUGUUAAAACAGGAGAGGUAUGGUCACUGACUUCUUGGAUAAGCGAAGAUGUACCGGCCUCAGGGUCUUUUACGAUUGGUAUAGACACGAAUGACAUUGACCAAUUGGUAAUAUGGUGUCUAGGAAGUGUGUAUUGGACAAGUGGACGAUGGGGAAAUGGGACGUUUGGCAAUGUAUCGCGAGUAUCACACUAUGACUACGCGGAGUUCAGGUUUGUUUCGACAGAGGAUGAGAAGUAUGUGACUUACUCGGUGAAUGAGACUCGAACUCUGUCUAGAUAUGCUAUAGAUUCAUUUGGUUUUAUUAAGGAAAGAGGGGCAGCAGGACCUUUUGGGGUGUGUUUUGACAAGCCUAGUCCUGGUUGUGUGACAACAGAAUCGAUAGGGUCCUCGAAUAGAAACAAUUCGUGGUUCGAGAGGAGGUUAAACGGUGGUUCGGGUAACAGAUUUAGGUUUGGAAACAACAACAUGAGUUUAUUUGAUUGCAAGAGACAGUGUGAGAACAAGUGCUCUUGUGCUGCUUUCGCCUCCAUCACUGCUACUGGAACUGGUCGUCUAAUUUCCAAUAAUGCAUCUAUCUUGAGUUCAUUAAAUCAAUCAGAUGUUUUCAUUCUUGAUGCUGUAAGAGAGGUGUUUCCAACAAGUAAUCAGAGUGCCAACAAUGUACCAACUACAGUGGUGACAAGUAAUCAGAGUGCCAAUAAUGUACCAACUACAGUGGUGCCAAGUAAUCAGAGUGCCAACAAUGUACCAACUAUAGUGGUGCCAAGUAAUCAGAGUGCCAAUAAUGUACCAACUACAGUGGUGACAAGUAAUCAGAGUGCCAACAAUGUACCAAAUACAAACACAUUCUCACUUCCUCCUGCUUUAGCACCAGCGCCAGCUACCAAUUCAACUGCAGGAUCGUCCAAAGGAACUUGUAUGUAUUGUGUAAAUCUAGCUCUUGAAUUAUUGUGUAUGAGUUCAUUUAACAAAGAAUCAUACGUUUUAGCCGCAGUUUUCCGUUUUAGUAUCAUCAUUACACAAUCUAGUCCUCGUUUCAAGUAUAUCAAGAGAAAUGACCCAAUAAGAUGGUGGAGAUGGCUUAUAGCUGCAAUUGGUUUGACACUAUUGUUAGGACUUAGCUCCCUAUGUAGUCUUCUGUAUGAAAAGCAAAAGCAACAGCUUUGCUGUUGCUUAAUCAAGCAACAAAUAGAUCUAAAGAGAAAAAUUGACAAGAAGAUGAGCCAUGAAGUACAGUUAUACAGCCUCGAGAGCCUAGAAAUCGCGACAGACAAUUUUUCACCAGGAAAUAAGCUCGGGGAAGGUGGAUUCGGACCAGUUUACAAGGGAGAAUUACCUGAUGGGCAAGAAGUGGCUAUAAAAAGGCUUUCGACGAGUUCAGGACAGGGCCUACUGGAGUUCAAGAAUGAAAUUUUAUUGAUUGCAAAACUUCAACAUACUAACCUUGUUAGGCUUUUAGGAUACUGUACUCAACGCGAAGAACUGAUUUUAGUAUAUGAAUACAUGCACAACAAAAGCCUAGACUUCUUCCUUUUUGAUGGUAACAAAAAGGAGCUACUAAAUUGGCACACACGAUUCAGAAUCAUCGAAGGGGUUGCUCAAGGUCUACUGUAUCUGCAUAAAUAUUCAAGGUUGAAAGUGAUUCAUAGAGAUUUAAAAUCGGGCAAUAUCUUACUUGACGUUGACAUGAAUCCAAAGAUAUCGGACUUUGGCAUGGCGAGGAUAUUCGGAAAGCAAGAAUCUGAAGCAAACACAAAAAGAAUUGUUGGAACACGUGGCUAUAUGGCUCCGGAGUACGCCUUGAGAGGCAUUGUUUCAGCGAAGGCGGAUGUAUUCAGCUUUGGAGUUUUACUGUUAGAAAUUGUUAGCGGCAAGAAAAACAACAGCUGCUAUGAUUCUGAACAUCCAUUAAACCUCAUAGGACUGGCAUGGGAACUGUGGAGAGAAGAGAGAGCUUUGGAGCUAAUAGACGCAAUGCUAAUUGAAUCAUGCUCGCGUGAUGAAGUAAUGAGAUGCAUUCAUGUUGGGCUCCUUUGUGUGCAAGAUUAUGCAAAAGAUAGGCCUUCAAUGUCAAAUGUUGUUUCAAUGCUUAUGAAUGAUAUGAGACAACCACCACCACCACCAGAACGACCAGGAUUUUUCAUCGAGAGAGGGGAUCAACAUGCAGAGAUCUCCGAAGAAGUAGUAAGAUAUUCAAUAAACGGGCUAUCAAUAUCAGAGUUGACAGCAAGAUAAGUUUUUCCAACACAGUGAAAAUUGAAAAUACAAUAUGUCAAUUGGAAAGUAGCUCAUUUAACAUUCUUUUGAUGAAGUGUAAAAAAUUACCAACUUCAAGUCUUCAUUCAUAUGUACAGCCUUAUUUGUAGGACUGAUUUCGAAUCCUAUUUCCCUGAUAAUAUUAGAUGAUUAUAUCGUGAA
This is a messenger RNA of Capsicum annuum, 3015 nucleotides long. RefSeq names its product G-type lectin S-receptor-like serine/threonine-protein kinase At1g67520. Gene Ontology annotation, biological process: protein phosphorylation. The transcript has 8 exons. Gene Ontology annotation, molecular function: protein serine/threonine kinase activity; ATP binding. Lineage: Eukaryota; Viridiplantae; Streptophyta; Magnoliopsida; Solanales; Solanaceae. Bases 91 to 2832 code for a protein of 913 amino acids. The record is from RefSeq and is a predicted model, not a curated record.